[Torrubiella] hemipterigena is the source of this 2891-nucleotide messenger RNA. NCBI's taxonomy places the organism in Eukaryota, Fungi, Ascomycota, Sordariomycetes, Hypocreales, Clavicipitaceae. The record is from the annotation of a GenBank genome assembly.
AUCCCGCGUGCUCAGCGCAGCAGCACUCUAGUUCUCUCCAAGUCCGCUGCUGCACCCUUAAAAGCCAAGAUCAUGGAGUCGAUAGCAAAAAUCUCCAGUCUCAUGGAGACGGCUCGCGAGCUUACCCUCGACGCCGCACAGGCUACACGAAACAUGCGACCUGGCUCCACGAAGCUUCUGGAUAGAAACCAGAUGCGAAAGCUGCUUGACAGCAGAAGCGACCGCGAUAUCCUUGACGGACUGCGCCGUGUGACAGGUAUGAUGUACAAGAACCAAAAGACGCUCCCCUUCUUCUCCUCAGUCGUGAAAAACGUCGCCUCACCCAAUAUCGAAAUCAAGAAGCUCGUAUACAUCUACCUUAUCCACCAUGCCGAGCAGGAACCCGAUCUUGCGCUGCUCUCUAUCAACACCAUCCAAAAGUCGCUCUCCGACAGCAACCCCGUGGUUCGCGCCCUCGCCUUGAAGACGAUGGCUGGUAUCCGAGUACCAGUUAUUAGCCAGAUUGUAUCGCUUGCCAUCAAAAAGGGUGUCGCCGACAUGAGCCCGCAUGUUCGAAAGGCCGCUGCCCUCGCCAUCCCUAAAUGCUACUGCCUCGACCCGUCACAGUCGCCGCAGCUCAUUGAUUAUCUAACCACCCUGCUUGCUGAUAAGCAAUAUUUUGUUGCUGGUGCGGCGGUGGCAGCGUUCCGGGAGAUUUGCCCAGAGAGGAUCGAUUUGAUUCACCCAAACUACCGAGGGCUGGUACGGAAGCUUGUCGACAUGGACGAAUGGAGCCAGCUCGCAGUGCUGAGACUGAUGACUGUGUAUGCGAGAAAAUGCUUCCCGCGAAGGAAAGCAGUGAAAGCAGAAGCCGAGGUGCGGAAUACCAGUGACGAAUUCUAUGACGAGGCGACCACCGAUACACAAAAUGCGAUUGAUCCCGAUUUACGAUUCCUCUUGAAUAGUAUAAAGCCCCUGCUACAAAGCCGCAACUCAGCUGUUGUAAUUGCCGUCGUGAGAUGCUACGUCGAUAUUGGUACAAAAGACUACGUCAAGCUGGCGAUAGGGCCGCUAAUUGCUUUAAUGCGUGGUGCUCAGGACAUUCAGCAGCUGGCGCUCUACAACAUUGUUUCAAUAUGCCUCAUGCGUCCAAAGGACUUUGUCAAGUACGCUAGCCAUUUCCUGGUUAGAUCUACGGAUGGAGCUGCUGUUUCGGAGCUCAAGUUUGAGAUCCUUACUCUCAUCUUCCCGUACAGCCCAAACCAUGUCAAGAGCCUCAUCUUGAAGGAAUUGGAACACUUUUCAAAGGGAACCAACAAGAGCCUUGUCAGGGACGCCGUUCGCGCCAUUGGACGAUGCGCACAGUCUGACAAGGCUACUUCGUCAAGAUGUCUGCGGCUCUUGCUUAGCCAGAUUACCAGCCUGGACGGAGCUCUAGCCGCCGAGUCGCUGACAGUUAUCCGACACCUUAUUCAACAAGACCCAGAUAGCCACGGCAACACGGUCAUUCUGCUGGCACAAAACCUAGACUCUGCAACGGACCCCCGAGCAAGAGCAACCAUUGUCUGGCUGGUCGGCGAAUUUUCUGGACUGAAUGGCGAAGACAAUAUUGCACCUGAUGUUCUUCGCAUCCUACUUAAAGACUUUCCAAGUGAAUCAGAAGAAGCGAAGCGCCAGAUUUUGCUUCUUGCUGCCAAGGUCCACUUGCAUCAGGUGAACCGCGAAGCGGAAAAGGCAAAGCUAGAGGCCUCUGAAGGCGACGAGAAGAUGACCAUGACUGAGACGCACCCGACCCAGCUGCUGUGGGAAUACACUUUGCAGCUUGUGCGAUAUGAUGUCUCGUACGAUUUGCGUGAUAGAGCGAGAAUGUUCAAGGCGUUGUUGGCAGUACCCCAGCUGGCCACGCUGAUGCUACUUGUGCCUAAGCUUGCUCCUCAGGCACCUAGCCCAUCCGAAUCACGAAAGGGCUUUGCACUAGGCUCAUCAACACUUGUACUAGAGGGUGGUGGUGGCAUCCACGGGCUACGUGGAUAUGAGACGCUCCCACCAUGGGUUGAAGCUGGCCAGGAACCAGACCCUAAGCUUCGCGAAGAAGAAGUAACUGCCAGCUCAAGAUACGACAGCCCACGAAGUGCCAUGCCCGCUGGUGACAUGCUGGACCAAGCCGCCAAGUCUGCUCCGGCGAAGGGCCCUGCCAUUGAUGGACUGGGGAAGAAGACCCUGGAUGACUGGUUGGCCGAAGAAGAGAGUGAGGAGGAGGAAGAUGAUGAUGAAGAAGAAGAAACGGAAAGCGAGGAGGAAACUGAGGAAGAGAGUGAAGAGGAGAGCGAAUAUGAAGAGGAAGCCGAUGAGGAAGGCGAAGGUGAUAGACUUGUUUCGUCAUGAGCAUUUUAGCGCGCAUAUCUGGUAUACAAUAGAGAUUUCACGUUAUAAUGAAUAAUGCCAUGGACAUUUUUACCCUGCAGCAGCAAUAGACAAGCCGUGGUGAUAAAAUGAGGAGUGCAAUAUGCAGUGGGUAAAUGUAAAUACAGUCUAUAAAACGCCGUCUAAUCCAAAACAAAUCCAAAAAUAAUGCAAUCGCCGUACCGACCAUAUGACAUGUCUUCCUUUUUGCAAACAUCUUACACAUCGCUACGAGGUCCCUCGUCAGAGGUAUCGUGGGGCGAGUUCUUGCGCUCCUGCUCGGCGCCGUCGAUGAGCUGGUCGCCGUCAAUCUUGGUUCCUCCGUUGAUCAUGCGAGGGAAGUAAAUUCCGGGAUGGAAAAUAGUGAGCAGAGCAGCAGUAACGAGCACAAGGGUGCUAUCGAGGACAAGGAAAGAUGGCUCAUCCUGCAUGAUCUUGUUGCCCCAACCGCCAGCCAUUUCAGCAACACUAGGAAUGAGUUAGUAUAGAGCUUUCUUCACACACUACGA